Messenger RNA from Culex quinquefasciatus (southern house mosquito), 3500 nucleotides. It is a transcript of the gene ewg, whose product is annotated as DNA-binding protein Ewg. Gene Ontology annotation, cellular component: nucleus. Gene Ontology annotation, biological process: regulation of transcription by RNA polymerase II. The record is from RefSeq and is a predicted model, not a curated record. Gene Ontology annotation, molecular function: RNA polymerase II cis-regulatory region sequence-specific DNA binding; DNA-binding transcription factor activity, RNA polymerase II-specific. The transcript has 10 exons. Lineage: Eukaryota; Metazoa; Arthropoda; Insecta; Diptera; Culicidae. Bases 340 to 2091 code for a protein of 583 amino acids.
GUUUUGGUCUUUGGUCUCGGGACCGUGUUUCGGGGCAGCAGUGCGCGGCCAUAAUGGCUACAAAAGGGCAGCGUGAAAAAUUCACCAAGAUGGGGGACGUCGUCGUCGUUCGUCACGGCGUGAAAAGUGACCGUGAAAGUGGUGACGGGGUGUCGUGAAAAAAAGCCAGACCAUAUGGCACGGAUCUCCGGGGUUCCGUCGAACAUGACCCUCCAGCGAUCCGGAGUGGCCAAGGAGGGAUUUUCUUCCUUCGGAGAUCCCCCGCAAAUUUCCUUCAAGUUUCGUGAGUGUGAUCGGUGAAAAGCAGCAGCAAAGGAAGUAACAUCAGCAGCAGCAACCAUGAACUCGGUGGAAGCGAUGGAUUUGAUCGACGAGGACCACCUCACGGGGUCGGAGGACGACGAUGACGACGAUAAUCCGAGCAGUCCCGGAAGUGCGUACGACGACGGGAACCUGAUCAAUGUGGCCAUGGAGAACGAGGUGACGGCCCAGCUGGUGGCGGCCGGCGUGGUCGGAGUGGCUGCCGCGGCGGCCAUCACAUCGUCCAAGAAGAAAAAGCGACCGCACUCGUUCGAGACGAAUCCUUCCAUCCGGAAAAGGCAGCAGAACCGGCUGCUGAGGAAGUUGAGGCAAACAAUCUUCGAGUACGCAACGCGCGUGGGCCAACAAGCGGUCGUCCUGGUCGCCACUCCCGGCAAGCCCAACAACAUAUUCAAAGUGUUCGGCGCGAAACCGCUGGAGGACGUGCUGAAAAAUCUCCGCCCAAACGUGAUGGACAAGCUGGACGAAGCGCUGGCCGCCCAGGCCCCACCCCGCGUUCAGGACGACCCGUCGCUGUUCGAGCUGCCCCCGCUGAUCAUCGACGGAAUCCCGACCCCGGUGGAGAAGAUGACCCAGGCCCAGCUGCGGGCGUUCAUUCCGCUGAUGCUGAAGUACUCGACGGGGCGCGGGAAGCCGGGCUGGGGUCGCGAUUCGACACGUCCGGGCUGGUGGCCGAAGGAGCUGCCGUGGGCGAACGUGCGGAUGGACGCCCGGUCCGAGGACGAAAAGCAGAAGAUUAGCUGGACACACGCGCUGCGGAAAAUUGUCAUCAACUGCUACAAAUAUCACGGUCGGGAGGAUCUGCUGCCAGCGUUCAGCGAGGAGGACGAAAAGGCCAACGCGCUUGCGACCGCAAACUCCAACGUUGAACAGAUCAAGAUUCAGAACACAAACGUUAUCACAACGAGUCCGACCAUCGUCAGCAGCAAUGCUACGGCGGUGGCCAGCAGUAGCACAACCGGCCAGCAGAUCAUCAUCCAGCAGCAGUCCAGCGGGACGCCGACGAUCGUGACGACGGGCGGCGCCCAGGCGCAAACCCAGACCACCCACCAGAUCAUCAAGGAAAUGUCCGACGGCACAAUCCAGAUUCAGCAGCAACCCUCGCCCACGCAGACCCUGAACGCGCAGGUUUGCCUCGACUCGAUGGCGCUAAGCGAUGUGGAUUACACGCACACAGUUCUCCAGACCAUCCAGAACGCCGACGGCACGGUCUCCAUCAUCCAGGUUGAUCCCAACAAUCCAAUCAUCACACUUCCAGACGGAACCACUGCACAAGUACAAGGAAUCGCAACGCUACAAGCCCAAAACGAUAACAACGUGCACACAAUUCAAACCAUUUCGGACGCACAGGGUGAAAGCAUGUCGGUGGAUCUGACCGAGGCCACGUUGGGCCAGGAUGGCCAGCUCAUCAUCACCGGAGAGGAUGGUCAAGAGUACUCCUACUCGGGCUUCCCGGUGAACGUCAGCGGCAUGAUUACGGUGCCGGUGUCCGCGCAGAUGUACCAGACCAUGGUGGCCAACAUGCUUCCGAACGGGGAUGGAACCGUGUGCAUAACCCCGAUGCAGAUGUGUGAUCUAGUCGAAAACGGAGAAACGAUGGAGACAAUAACUGUGGGCUCCGGAAUGCACCAGAUGAUGAUCCAGGGUGCGCCCGGGACGGAUCCUCAGGUACUGCAGGUCAUCAGUCUGAAGGACGCCUCAGUGCUGACCAAGGCCAUGGCGAGUAUCGGCGAACUCAACAAGGACGACGGUACAAUCAUCGAGCACUAAAUGCUACUAGUCAAAAGAAAGUGAGCAUCAUCAAAUGACUUCUCUCUGGGCUGAACUAACUCUCGUUCGAGCGUAUCAUAUCUAGUCAUUGCUAAAUGGUUUGUUUCAUUUGCCAUCAGUCAACUAGAAUCGCAAUUCAAUAAGUAAAGUAUGUUCUAGUCCUUUCCAGAAAAAGAGCAAACUGUGUAAAUAUCAAAAUUUCAAUGUUUUAAACACUUUACAUACAGAUCUCAUUUAAACAAUCAUCGUUAAUUAGAUCCAUGAAGGAAAAAGCAUAAAAUCAGUGGAUUUUGAAUUCUCUCAGCACAUAAAAACAGAAACAUGUAAAUACGGAUUGUGCAACUCAAAAAUUAUUUAUAUCCAAACUAGUGUAAUUUUCAAUAGCGUGUAACGGUGUGAUUGAAAAGAACAGUGGAAAUCUUCUCGACUAGUCAUUUUUAGUCUAAAUUAGCAGAAAAGAUUUCUUUUUCCUGUACGUCGGCAGCUUAAGUUUCUGUACAAUAUCGAGAUGAAAUAAGUUAAACUAACGUACUAUCUAUUCAUUAACCUAGUCAAAUCACAUUGUGUGCAAAGAUAAUUUAUUUUUAUUUAUUUAUUUAUUGCUUUAAUUUCAACUCCAUUCACCCUUUUAACUAAUCCCUCAAUAUCACUGUGAAAAUCAAACGAAACAAAAAUAAUAAUACAGCAACAUCAACGUGCAUAAAAAAAGCAGUCCCGAAAAAUUUACUAGACAAAAUUUUGAAGCACUAGAGGAAAAGACUGAUCCAUCCUGAGGGAUUAGACAAAAGUAAACACUCCAAUAUAAAAGCAGCUGUGAUUAAUGGAAUGUAUCAAUUUCAGUUUUAUUUAUCAAUCAACUUUUUAGUUUAAUAUCUUAUUUAUUUAUUUAUUUAUUUAUUGUUUACAAAAAAGAGUCAAAUAUUUAUUUUAUUUAUUCGAAUCUAAACAUUCACCAAUUGUCAAACAGAUGCAGCGAGAGGUGGGUUAGGGAAAGCGGUUUGAGAACUAUAUAGAUUUAUUUUCAUCACCCUUAAAUGAAUAUGAAGCAAACUUGUGGGUAACGCGAAUAGCAAAGUUGUACCGGUGUGUAACUUCAGAAAAGUUCCAGAGCAGAGAGUAUGCGGUUCAGUUGCCGAAGUGAACAAAAUUGCUGUACCCCUCAGCAACUUUCUACUCUAUACUCUCGGUGACACGUGACCAUAAAUGCUAACUGUUCCUUACUGAGAUUGCAAUACUCCUCUGGUAUAUUUACCCACCACCCCCGAUAGCAUUUCAUAAAGCAUAUUUGUAUGAAAUAUGAAAUAUUUCGAAAGCAAACUAUUUUUGUCUCCGUGAACCAAGCUAAUGUAUUGAACCAUCUAUGUAAAAUAUUAAAUCAUGGGAAAAUAAAAAACUAAUGAUAACACAAA